This is a messenger RNA of Spea bombifrons (plains spadefoot toad), 1693 nucleotides long. RefSeq names its product putative serine protease K12H4.7. The coding region runs from base 20 to 1480 and encodes 486 amino acids. Lineage: Eukaryota; Metazoa; Chordata; Amphibia; Anura; Pelobatidae. Gene Ontology annotation, molecular function: dipeptidyl-peptidase activity; serine-type exopeptidase activity. The transcript has 9 exons. The record is from RefSeq and is a predicted model, not a curated record. Gene Ontology annotation, biological process: proteolysis.
GACACGGUUUGCUGCAGACAUGGCUGCUGUGCAGUUACUGCUGCUGCUGCUGCUCUGCUGGGAAGCGGCUCUGUGCAGAGCCUUUACCUUUGUAAAGUUGUAUCAUAAGAAACCUGCUGAACCUGUGGAUUCUGUACCUGAUUGCUGGUUUCUGCAGAAACUUGAUCACUUUAAUGGGGCUGAUUCCAGGAACUGGAUGCAGAGAUUCUUUGUGAAUGACUCCUUCAUGCAGCCCGGUGGGCCUGUAUUCUUAAUGAUUGGAGGUGAAGGACCAGCCAAUCCAGCUUGGAUGAAGUACGGUAGCUGGCUGACAUUUGCAGAGAAACUGGGUGCCCUAUGCCUAAUGCUGGAACACAGGUUUUACGGCCUAAGUCACCCAACUAAGGAUAUGAGUGUAGAAAAUCUUCGCUAUCUGAGCAGCAGGCAAGCCUUGGCCGACAUUGCUCACUUCCAAACUGUAAUGACAAAGCAGUUAAAAUUGGGUGAUCGCAAAUGGGUGGUAUUUGGUGGUUCAUAUCCAGGAUCUCUUGCAGCCUGGUACCGAUUGAAAUAUCCUCACUUGGCCUACGCAGCGGUUGCCAGCAGUGCACCUGUGAAUGCUGUGGUGAAUUUCCCUGAAUACCUAGAGGUGGUACAGAAUUCUUUGGCCCGAAAUCAUUCUGCUUGUCCCAAAGCCAUGAAACUGGCUUCAGACUCAAUACUUGAGCUGCUACAAUAUAAAGAGAACUAUAAGAAGCUUACAGAGGAUUUCAGACUCUGUAAGUUGCUCCAGCUACAGUCCGACAUGGACAUAUCCUUCUUCCUUGAUUCAAUUGCAGAGUACAUGAUGGACAUUGUCCAAUACAACAAUGAUAACCGGGAGUUUGAGGGUGUGAAAGGAGGCAAUGUAACUAUCCAGGUGGUGUGCGAUAUUAUGGAUAAUGAGUCGUUGGGUGCUCCAUAUGACCAAUUUGUUGUUGUUAUCCAAACCAUCCUAAAUGCUUUGGGACAAAAGUGUAUUGAUGCACAGUAUAAGAAUUUUGUACAAGAAAUGAGAGAUGAUAGCUGGGAAGGACCCGCGUCACAGGGGGGAAGGCAAUGGGUGUACCAAACAUGCACAGAAUUUGGUUUCUUCCAGUCUACAGAUUCCGAUUCGCAGCCCUUUUCCGGCUUUCCUCUUAGUUAUCAUAUCCAGCAAUGUUCUGAUAUUUAUGGUUCAGCUUUUAACCUGUCCACUGUUACGGAUGCUGUUCAACAAACAAAUGAAUAUUAUGGAGGAUUUGGAAUAAAGAGCAGCAGAAUCAUUUUUCCUAAUGGAUUGAUUGACCCGUGGCAUGCACUUGGAAUUAAUUCGAACCUCAGUAGUGACUGCUUUGCUAUACAAAUGGAAGAUGCAGCUCACUGUGCAGAUAUGUAUCCUGAGAGACCUGGAGAGCCGUCUGUUUUACCCAUGGCAAGAAACUUUAUCUUUCAGCUGCUUACAAAAUGGCUACAAUCAUAAACAACUUCAAGAUGCCCACUUCAAGUCUCGGUUCUGCUGGCCCAACCAUCUAAUUUGUGCUCUAAAAUGGUAAUAAACGAAGCUAAAAAAACUAAACUAAAAAAAAAAAAUCACAAUCGAUUGCUGUGUCUUUGUUUCAAUGUUGGCAUAAUACGGUACGGUUUCCUGUAAUGUCUGGAACAUUCAAGGAAAUAAAUAUUUGAUUGUAUUGCA